This is a messenger RNA of Gryllus bimaculatus (two-spotted cricket), 3045 nucleotides long. The record is from the annotation of a GenBank genome assembly. Lineage: Eukaryota; Metazoa; Arthropoda; Insecta; Orthoptera; Gryllidae.
AUGGGCGUGGAGCACCUGGCUGACCUGCGCUACCCGGACGGGGAUCCGCCAUGCCACUUCUGCUGCCAGCAGACGUCCACGUCCAUUCACGACGAAAACCGCCUCAAAAUCGUCAGCGGAGGUCUUGUGCGCAGCCGUGAUGGAAGCCGAGAUGACACUGGAACACACUACAUGAACUUACCAUCUCCCAAUGUUCAGAAUGAGGACUCUGUGUUCCACCGUCGACCGAACGACGACACGGACGAGGACCUGCCGCCGCGGCGCGUCCGCGACGGCGGGGGAGGAGGCGGCGGGUUGACGGACCCGGAGAACGACGACAACGCCGAGGAGCAAGCGCCGCCCGCCUCUGCGCUCACCCGCCGCCGCGCGCUCGUCCCGCCCAAACUGCUCGCCGAGGGCGGCGAGGAACGCAAGCUCUCCGCAACAUCAGAUGGAAGCUCAGCUCGUGCAAGGCGAAGUUCAAUUGUUGUCAUCCCUCCAAUGCAGAUAUGCCCAGGAGACUUGUUGGUGUACAGCAAAGUGCUUACUCACCGUAACAACUUGUUGGACGUAGAUGGCUCAACGACCAGCCUAGCAGUUUCCGACACAGAUGGAGUGAACUCAAGAAAAGGAAAGAACACCUGGUCUCUUUUAAGACUAUUUGAACGCUCAAGCCGUGGGAAAUCUGGCAGCCUGUGUGGGUUAGAAGAAGUGUUGAGCUGUAUGCCUCGUGUUGACUUUGAUGAUGAGCAAUUAUCCCGCUUCCGGGGCAUGUGCUGGACUGAAUUUGUUGCCCAUGUGGAGCAACACGGCCAAGGAGGAUCUCAGCGUGAUGGAGGAGGUAGUGGAAGUAGCAGCAGUGGGAGUAGUUCCCCUUCCAGUCCUGAACCAACUCCAGCACCUCCUCCUCGUGAACCUUCACCACCUCCACCACCACCGCCACCACCCAAAGAGCCAUCUCCACCUCCUCCUCGCAGGCGGUUACGCGGCAAUUUGGUUCGUGCACAGAGCGAACGAUGCUUUGAGCGCCGUUUGGCUGGUGCACGGAAUGUAUGGCGUGGAUUGGACAGGACAUUACCUUUGCGGCCUAGUCCACUGGUAUCAACACUCAGUGAAAAAGAUCUUUUGGUUUCUCCUGUGUCCACAACCAGUCGCAUUGAAUCAAAACGUAGGGAAGCUGUAUGGGAUUUAUUUCAAAGUGAAUGUGCAUUCCUCUAUGACCAUCUUAUGGUUCUCAAAAAUGUGUUUAUGGAGCCGCUAAAGAAAAUUCAAGUGGAAGGUUUUGCAAUGUUUGCUGAGCCAGAAUUACUGUUUGGAAAUUUGGAUGAACUAUGUUGUGUUACGUAUGCGUUUUGUAAGGAGUUUAUCACACUUCUUCUUUCAAAUGUUGGCCCAGGAGGUGAAUUUUCUACGAUUGAUGUACUGGUGAAGCUGUUUCAAAAGAGUACUGAAGCCGAUUCUGUCUCUCAAGCUUAUCACAGUUAUGCACUGAAUUACAUAAAUGCUUUGAAUUACCUAGAAACAUUAAGACGUCACAUAGAAUUCUGUGAAUUUGAAAAGUGGUGCAGUAGGGAUCCUCGAUGCAAGAAAUUACAACUAACUGAUCUACUAGUUGCUCCUGUGCAACAUAUAAUGAAAGUACCACUUAUACUGAAGGAAGUGGAAUCACGAACAGAAGAACCAGCUGAACGCGAACUGAUACAACAAAUCCUGGAAACAGAAGAAAAUUCAAUUCGUGAGCUCGAUGACAAAAUGAAAUGGUUGAAAAAUUUUGAACGUCUACUGGAAAUACAAAGAAAUAUAGUUUGGCCAUCAGUAUUCGAAUUAGAUCCAAAAAUUUAUGUGCCUGAGUUCCUUAAACCUGCUUUGACUAGGCAACCAUGUGAUCGAAUUAUUGUUAGCCCAAGACGUCAAAUAAUUAUAGAAGGCUCUCUUCAGUUGUGGGACUCAGGAAAACCCCAAGAAAUGUUUGUAGUUCUAUUUGAUGAUAUGCUUCUCAUUACACGAAGAAAGAAAGGAUUAUCGAAGAAGAAGUCAUCGCUUUCAGAAAAUUGGGCAAGUUCCUGUAGCAGAGGAUCAUCAUCAAAUGAAUCAUCAAUGCGAUACAUUGUCUAUAAACAACCUUUAUCAUUAGAUAGGUUCUUUAUACAUGAUAUCACUGUUCCAGAAAGUGCUAGCUGUCGUUUGGAAGCUGCAUUUGUUCUGGUCAGUUUGAAUCGCUUUCAGCAAGUUGUAACUAUUCAUACAUUCCAGGCUCCAUCUGAUCAAGUGAAGCAAACAUGGCUGUUAAAAUUACGAGACACCCAGGACAAGUGGAAGAGAACUCUACAGAACACUGUUUUCCGAUCUCCACGUCUCUCAACCUGCAGUGCUAAAUCAUCGACUUGACCACAGAAGGCUGACAUGAGCUACAUAAUGAGGAUCACAAUUGCAGUUGAGCUAUCUUCAGUUAUAUUUUUUGUAACUGAAGUCUAAGGUGUACAGGUACAGUUCUUCCAUUAAAACGUCCUUAGACAGGCAAUCAUAGAGAAAUCAUGCUGGUGGUAUUUGACAUUAAGUAUAAAGUGACUUGUUGUAAUGUAUAUUGAUAGUAGUUGAAAUAUAAACAUUUUUAUCAUGUCUAUAUUUUAAUCUUUGUAAUACUGAACUGCAUUGCACGAUUCAGUAAAAUGUUGCAACCUAGCUAAGAAAGGAAAUUUUAUGACUGUUUUAAUUACAGUUGUAUUAUAUUUAGAAAAAUAUUUUCAUAGAAAUACAAUAUGGUAGAUGAUAAAAGUAAUCAAAGAAUUAAUGACAGUACUUGUGGUAUUGUGGUACUUCACAUAAAAUUGGGAAUAUUAGCCUUCAGUUACCAAAAACAAUUCAGAUUGUACUGUCCUUAGACUGAAGACAAAAUGUCUAUAAUAACAUGUAAGGGUGAAUAGGAUUUGAUUGUGUAUAUAUGACAAUAGUCAAAUGCCUGGUUAUAAAGACGUUGUUUGAUUGUACAUUAGGUCUUGAGUUGCUAGCACAAUUGUUGCAAUUACAUACACAGUUUCUUCUGAAAUUGGAAAGUUUGACAGUUUC